AUGGGAUCGCCUCCCAAACCGCCUGCUGAAGUAGACCAAGAGCCCAAAUACGGUGGCUAUUCACGAUUCGAGGUUGAGCUUGAGUUUGUUCAGUCCCUCGCAAACCCGGCCUACCUCAACCAUCUUGCCUCCCAGAAGCUUCUCAGCCAACCUGCCUUUGUCGCAUAUCUUGCCUACCUACAAUACUGGAGCAAACCGCCGUAUCUCAAGUACCUAACGUACCCCGGCCCGACACUACGACAUCUGGAGCUCCUCCAGCAGGAGACGUUCCGGCAACAGAUCAUCAGUCCUGAUGUCAAGGUCCCUGCCAAGCUGAACAGCCCUUCGCAGGACGAUACGAAAGGCCCAAGUAACACCAAGAGGAGUCAGGAUGACGCUGUGAACGAAAGUAUGCCUGACACCCCGCGAAAGCGAAAAACUCCCCGCAAGAAAAAGAAGCAUUCCGUCAUCAAGAACAGUGCGACGCCCGGUGGAACAGAUUCUUAA
This is a messenger RNA of Fusarium tjaetaba, 486 nucleotides long. Its product is annotated as SOH1. Gene Ontology annotation, molecular function: transcription coregulator activity. The record is from RefSeq and is a predicted model, not a curated record. Gene Ontology annotation, biological process: regulation of transcription by RNA polymerase II. Gene Ontology annotation, cellular component: mediator complex; core mediator complex. The transcript is spliced from 3 exons. NCBI's taxonomy places the organism in Eukaryota, Fungi, Ascomycota, Sordariomycetes, Hypocreales, Nectriaceae. The coding region runs from base 1 to 486 and encodes 161 amino acids.